UUUUUUUUUCUUCAGUUAGGAUUUUGUUGUCAGGGGGAGUGUUGCUCACCGCGCCGCAGUCGUUUUUGCGACCAGUGCCGAAUUCUUAGUAAAAUGUCUACAAAGGCAGGAAACUUCAAAAAUCCUUUUUCAAGACCAUGGAUGACUGAAACAGGAGCAGCGGCUGCGGCGGGAGGUGCAGGAUCCGUCGGGUUAAAAGGCGUUGUAGCCGGAGGAAUAACUGGUGGCAUUGAAAUUUGUAUUACAUUCCCAACCGAAUAUGUUAAAACUCAACUCCAGUUAGACGAAAAAGGUGGCACCAAAAAGUACACAGGUAUAAUAGAUUGUGUCAAGAAAACUGUGAAAGGUCAUGGCUUUUUCGGCCUCUAUAGAGGUCUUAGCGUAUUGCUGUAUGGAUCCAUACCAAAAUCUGCAGUCAGAUUCGGUGUAUUCGAACAGGCGAAGCUGUACAUGGUGACUGACAAUGGUACACUUACUACCACGGGCAAGUUGGCCUGCGGCCUCGCAGCUGGUGUUGCUGAAGCGGUGUUUGCUGUCACACCCAUGGAGACAGUCAAAGUCAAGUUUAUUAAUGACAUGCGUAUGGAGAAGCCAAGGUUUAAAGGAUUCUUCCAUGGAGUUAAGAUGAUCGUGAGGGAAGAAGGUAUCGGUGGAGUGUACAAGGGUGUUACAGCCACCAUAAUGAAGCAAGGCAGUAAUCAAGCGAUCAGGUUCUUUGUGAUGGAGUCGUUGAGGGAUUGGUACAAGGGUGGUGAUAGGGACAAACCUGUACCCAAAUACAUUGUAGGAUUGUUCGGUGGUGUCGCAGGCGCUGCAUCAGUGUUCGGUAACACACCAAUCGACGUAGUUAAAACAAGAAUGCAAGGUUUAGAAGCGGCCAAGUACAGAAGCACGUGGGAUUGCUUCAUAAAAACAUGGAAGCACGAAGGACCAUUGGCCUUCUACAAAGGUACAGUACCGCGACUCAGUAGAGUUGUAUUUGAUGUUGCAAUCACAUUUACUAUAUACGAUAGCAUCAUGGAUGUCUUUAAUUAUGUAUGGAAGUGAUAAACAAUACGGUUGGUCUAUUAUUUCGAUGUAUUUUUAUGACUGACAGCUGUCAAAAUGUUUGACAUUUGACAGCUGUCAUUAGAAACUGUCAAAGAUUUUCUUUUAUGCUUACAGCGUCUAAUUAUGCGAAUAGUGUAAUCCGUUUAUAACGAUGUUUUUGUAGUUUUUGUAUGAAGUUGAUCCUAGCUUUUGAGUUUUUAUUACCGGAACAUUUACGAUUAUAUUGUUGUCUCUUUUUAUUUAAAAUAGUAUGAAAGGGAUGGCAAUGUUAUUGUAUUUCGGCAGUUGAAACUUAUAGUCAGAUGUACAAAUAUGCGUGAGCUGUGCUAGAAACUUGUAUUUGUAGGCUUUUGUAUUUAGUAUAAGUAAAUCAGUGUUAUAUCAAAAGUAUAUUUUUGUAAGACUCAUACAUUAGUAUGUGAACUUUAUUGAAUUGACGAUUUUUUUUACUGUUCAUAUUCUGGUAAUUCACUGGGGCUAAUUUAUUUAUGAUUGUGAUGAUAAGUAUUUUUUUUAAUUAUUUUUUAUCUGUUACAUUUUAAUUGCGUUUAUUUUGGUAUAACCAUAAACAAUGUUGAC
This is a messenger RNA of Papilio xuthus (Asian swallowtail), 1629 nucleotides long. RefSeq names its product mitochondrial citrate transporter scheggia (gene sea). Gene Ontology annotation, biological process: mitochondrial citrate transmembrane transport. The transcript is spliced from 5 exons. Gene Ontology annotation, cellular component: mitochondrion. The coding region runs from base 94 to 1047 and encodes 317 amino acids. Gene Ontology annotation, molecular function: citrate secondary active transmembrane transporter activity. Lineage: Eukaryota; Metazoa; Arthropoda; Insecta; Lepidoptera; Papilionidae. The record is from RefSeq and is a predicted model, not a curated record.